UUUCUUAAUCAUUAAUUUCCACCCUCAACAAAAAAUGUCAGACGAUGGCUGCAAAAUCAAAGACUGCAACAAAAACUUAGCUCCUAUGUCACACUCAAAUCAUUGAAUAAAUAUGCUAGCAACAACAAUAUAUAGACAAUAAUAAACUAACCAAUUGAUAUCAAUAAAAACAAAAAAGAGAAGGCGAGAAUCGGAGAAAGAGCGAUAUAUAUCGAAAUGCGGGCCGUAUACGACUUGUUGCUGAGCAACGCCUUUGAUCCCAGAAUGGUGCUACAGAACCACAACACAGUGGUGGCUCGCUCCACUUUGACGCCGAACAGCAGCAGCCAGAACUUUGGCUCCCAUUCGCUGGGAGGAUCGGCCAACGGAUCGGGAUCCGGGAGGAGUCCUCUGAACGCCGGGCCCAGCACCCAGCGCCCCAUCGUGGACCUCCUGGUGGCCAUGGUGGCCGUGCCCGUGCUGAUCCUCUGCGCCCUCCAGCUGGAGAAGAACCUCAGGGACACUAGCGAGGAGUCCCGCUGGCUGGUCUUCGCCCUGGGCAUCGGAAUGCUGGUGAUCAGCGUGAUCAUCUGCGGAUAUGUCACGCACCGCAUGGGCGUCUGCAUUUGGGCGGGACCCAUCGACGAGGCGGGAAAUCGGAGCACCAAUGGAACCCUACCAAAUAUCAACUCCCAGAACGAUGUGCUGCGUAUUGUGGACUCACUGCCGCCGAGUUACGACAGUGUGGUCAAGUUCGAGCUGCCGCCGCCGGCCUACGACUGCCUGGUUAUAGACAUGGAUCAGUGCAAGGAUCUGGAGCCGCCGCAGACCUCCGCCAAGCCAGGAGCAGGGGGAUCCAACUCGCCACCCGGGGCCACGCUGCACAUCUAGGGAAAUGGAGAAGGAUUUGGAAGGAGGAGAGAGAAUAAGAGAUUUUUUCCCAAUUGGCAGCGCAAUGGAUAUCUGUACUUGACCCGAUUGAAAACCACAGGCAAACAAAUCUAUACCUACGAUUUCGAUAAGUGGUAUUCUAACAUCUCUUGUGAAAUGUUUUAGAAUUCCCAAAAACUUACAGCUGAAUACCGCCAUUUAUCUAUCUAUUUGUAAAGUUUGGCAAAACUUUGGUAGCUUGGCAAAGCAUUAUGGCAUUGUAUUUACUUUGAUUUUAAGCAGCUAAGUAUUUUAACUCGUAGAGCCCAUCAAUUUGCUCGCAUUGUACAUAGAGUUCUUUGAAACACAGCAUCUAGUCCAAAGUUGUAUAUAGCCGAAAAAGAAAUAACUAAACCACAUGAUGCGCCCAUACAAACAUUUAAAGAUAUAUAUUUUUACAUAUAUAUACUUACUGAUUGCCAAUGCAGGGCGGGAAUCAAACUAUAAAACUACAGGGUAGCUCUUAGUCUUAGUCUUAGCUUAACUCCUGUAUAUAAUUAUGUAUAUUACGAUUACACAUAUUAUUAUAGCCAUAACGAUAGCGAUGUCGAUUGCCAACAAAUGUCGGAAAACGUUCAGUGUUGCUUUCCAGAAAUAAAGAAUUCCUAUUAAGUUUAUUGAAAUCUAA
Molecule: messenger RNA, 1537 nt
Organism: Drosophila rhopaloa
Lineage: Eukaryota; Metazoa; Arthropoda; Insecta; Diptera; Drosophilidae
Exons: 3
Coding region: 217-870 (217 amino acids)
Source: RefSeq, a predicted model, not a curated record